This is a messenger RNA of Blumeria graminis f. sp. triticale, 1404 nucleotides long. Lineage: Eukaryota; Fungi; Ascomycota; Leotiomycetes; Helotiales; Erysiphaceae. The record is from the annotation of a GenBank genome assembly.
AUGGUCGGUCGUUCUUUCCUCGCUCCUGAAGAUGCCAUAUACUUGGGUCAUCAGCCUAGUCAGUCAUCUUCGUCACUAAAAGCACGAAACGAGAUAUGCAUGCCCCUUCAUACCUCGGGAGAGAAAACCCAAUCGAGGAGAGAAAGGCAAAAGCACCGGAAUCGAAGUGGAAGCCGCAGACAAAAGAGCACCUGGAAGAAGCUUCUUUGGGUGAAACAAUCUUACCCUGAUAAUUACACCGACCAAGAAACAUUUCUUGAGCACCUACAGCGAAAUCCGCGCUUGCAACCCUAUGAAUUUUGGCCGCUCGUCGCGGACUCGACAGUUAUAGUUCAACAUGUUUGCUCAGUGAUUAUCUUCAUUGUAUGUUUCAUCAGUAUCUUCCAGGAGCAUAUUUCGCCAAUAUCGGUCGUAGGCUGGGGUUCAAUCGCCACAUUUUUGGGUUGGGUCCUCUGGGAUUCGUGGGUUGGAUGUCAAGACCUAACCCCCAAACCAAUAGCUCCUCCCACCUCCACUCAUUCAGCCAGCGCUCCAUCUUCAAUAGUCAAUCUCCCAAAUACUCUUGCCAGAGGCCAUUCUUACUCGCCACCUUCAUCUUCCGUUGUAUAUGAUGCCAUCCGACCAAGUGGUAUUUUGCCGCGUCACUCAUACUCAGUUUCGACCUCUUCUAUCAGCCUAGCAACUUCUGCAGCCACUCGCGUCUCAAGUAUACCUAUUCAACCUCAAACAAAUCACUUCUAUCAAAAUAAAGUAUCUCAUCGUACAUCAAUGCGUCUCGGUACAAUUAAGUCUGCCCUCCUCAUUUACUUUGCCCUCUUAGGCCUCUCCCCGAUCCUCAAAUCAUUGACCCGCUCGACAUCCUCCGAUUCUAUCUGGGCUAUGUCUUUCGCACUAUUUACCAUCAACAUAUUUUUCUUUGACUACGGUACUCUCGCGCCAUCUACCUCCGGAUCAGCGAUAAAACAAAACAAUAUACCAGCCAGCUUAUCAACAAAUGCAGCUCUUAUGGCUUCGACGGUUCUAGCCUCUAGGCUACCAUCUACUGGACAGGUCUUUUCCCUGACCCUAUUUUCUAUUGAGGUAUUCGGACUCUUUCCCGUGUUCCGUCGCUAUCUCCGACAACGUUCCUGGCGAGGCCAUGUUGUUUUAACAACCUUUCUCGUCUUGGGAGCUGGUGGCGGCGUUGGUCUUAUACUUGGUCGUGGAGGAGAUGGUGAAGGCUUUUGGGACUUUCCGUACAAGAGUGGGUGUAUCGGGCUCGUUAUUGGAGUUUUCCUGACUACUGUAGCCAUGGGCGGGUGUAGUUGGUGGCUGAUUGGCCUUCAAAAGUACAAAAAUGCAAUCCGGGGUCCCUGGGAUCCAGCUCGCCCCGUAAUCCGCCGCGCCUGGGAAGAUGAAUUUUGA